AUGCCGUUUAUUUCUAAAGACUGGCGUUCACCUGGUGAGGAAUGGGUUAAAACUCAAGAGGGAUGGGAAAAGAAGAAAUCAUUAGAGUGUACAGCUCAGAGAUAUGCCGCUAUAACUAACUAUAAUAACACUGACGAUAGUCAACAGACAUCUUGGACCUCAGAAGGCGAAGAGAGUGAGAAGAACACAAAUGACUCGGUGAAUAGGAUACCUCCACAUUGUCAUAUUACGAUCAAGUGUACGAGAGAGAUUGCAGGGUUCAACGGUCUUUCAGAAGCAGUCCGGCGUUUAGACUUCUCCUCGGCAGUCCGUGAUGUCCGCAGGUUCAACUACAUCUGCGCGUUAUUAGAGCUGUUGGUAGGCGGUCAGAGAUUGACGCAUCUACCGGGUGCCGCACAGAAGCUGCUGUUGUCUAUGUUAGAGCAACUAGCUGAUCAAGUGGCAACUUCCAAACAGAACUUAAAUGCUCUCCGCGCCUUGGUGAUGUCUGUAUCGACUGCGCGCGAGUCAGAGCGCCGCUCUUGUUGGGGCCGUCCGCUCGGUUCUCGCGCACUUUGGGGACAUCACGACCAUGCUAUUGCCAGAAUUAAUAGAAUCGCCAACAGUAUUAGAAUACAAGAGCCGGGACCAGAGGUAGUGCCUAAACUUCACGACUUGCCUGAAGAGUGUAUCAGAGAAAUAUUGCUCAGAAUAUCGGAUCACAGGGAUUUAGAUGCUGCGUCUUCGGCGUGGACGACGAUGUCGGCGCUGUGCUCGGAGCAACGCAUCUGGCGCGAGCUCGUCUCGUUCCACUUCACGCAGCAGCAGGCUGACACCGCACUCGCCAAGCAGAAAGACGAUGACUCUCAAGACAAAGAAGUGGAUUUCAAAAAACUAUUCCAUCAGCUUAGGAAGAUGUAUGGUUUACGUGAAGACACUCAGUACGCGGAGACGUUGUCACUGUGUCGCCACUGCAAGUGCCUGUUCUGGCGCUCGCUCGGACACCCCUGUAUAGCUGACCAGUGUCCGGAAUACCGCGAGCGACUGAAAGAAGCAGGCGGUCCCCUUCCCCCGCAUCCCGUGCCACCUGCGGCCUUCCUGAAGUUCUUCUCUCUGUAA
Arctia plantaginis is the source of this 1098-nucleotide messenger RNA. Lineage: Eukaryota; Metazoa; Arthropoda; Insecta; Lepidoptera; Erebidae. The record is from the annotation of a GenBank genome assembly.